GUGCGGCUGGUCAGUCUGUGGAGUUUGUUUACAUGCGGAACUAGAGCGAGCUAAAAAUAAAUCAUAGCUGUCACUUUGUGUAAAACUGUGCGGCAGCCAUGGGGAAGUCAUUUGCUAAUUUUAUGUGUAAGAAAGAUUUUCAUCCUGCGUCGAAGUCAAAUAUCAAGAAGGUAUGGAUACAAGAACAGAAACUCACCUUCGAAAAGAAGAAACAGGAGGAACUGAUGCAGGCCUAUCUGAAAGAGCAGGAGACCUACAACAACAGGGUCCUGAUGGGAGAUGAUCGUGUCAAAAAUGGACUGAAUUUCAUGUAUGAGGCUCCACCAGGAGCAUCCAAAGAGGAAAAGAAAGAGGAGGGCGAUGAGGAAUGCAAGUUUGAAUGGCAAAAGGGAGCUCCUCGAGAGAAGUAUGCAAAAGAUGACAUGAAUAUUAGGGAUCAACCAUUUGGAAUCCAGGUCCGCAAUGUGAGGUGUAUCAAAUGCCACAAAUGGGGCCACGUGAACACAGACAGAGAGUGUCCACUCUUUGGGCUGUCGGGGAUCAAUGCCAGUCAUAUGGCAUCAGAUGAUGGAGCAGGUCCGUCGAUGCACCCCUCUGAGUUAAUGGCGGAGAUGCGAAACAGUGGGUUUGCCCUGAAAAAAUGUGUCCUUGGUAGGGAUGCGACUGUUUGUGAUCCAGCACAGGAAUUCGUUGCCAGUGAAGAAGAGGAAGAUCCAGAGGUGGAAUUUUUAAAGUCAUUAACAUCAAAGCAAAAACAGAAGCUUCUCAGAAAACUUGACCGCCUUGAGAAACAGAAGUCCAAGAAGAAAAAGAGCAAGAAACAAAAGAAGAAGAGCAAAAAGAAACAUAAGAAAAAGGCGGACAGCGAUUCCUCAGACUCCAGCAGCAGCGACAGUGACAGCAGCAGUGACAGUAGCUCCGACUCUAGCCCCAAGAAGAAGAGUAAGAAGAAAACAUCCCGUCGAGACAGCAGCUCUGAAAGACACGCCAAGGGACACAAGAAGUCCUCUUCUCACAGGAGCAGGUCACCGAGCCUGCGCACCCAUCACGACGCGGACCAUUACCACCAGAGGAAAAACAGGGCAAGCAGUCCAGUGAACAAGCAUCAGGGAGGUCAGGACAAGCAGAGAGGUAAGGGGAGCGGAAGUAAAGACGACAACAGGCAUCACAGAGACAGUGAUGAAAGGAGGGACAGGGCUGAAGAAGGGAUGAGGAAAGACAGAGGAAGGAGUAGGAGUCGAGAUAGAAAGGAGCGGAGAGAUAGGAGUAAGAGCAGAGAAAGACGGAGGGAUAAGGAGGAUACAGGGAGAAGUAGGAGCCAGGAGCGAAGGAGGGAUAGAGAAAACAGAGAAAGGAGUAGGAGCCAGGAGCGGAAGAGGGAUAGAGAGGACAGGGGUAGGAGCAGGAGCCAGGAGAGAAGGAGGGAUAGAGAUAACAAGGGUAGGAGCAAAAGUAGGAGCCCACGGAGAAGGGAGAGUAGUCCAGACAGAGACAAAAGAAAACACUAACAGUUUUGCCGUUGACAAAUUCUGUUAUUUCACAUCUCUUAUGGACUACCAAAUCGGAUCUCCUACAGUUUCUCCACAUGAAGAUUAGAGCGUCGUACCUCUGUUCACCAGUAGAGGGAAGCAGUCCACAGACAAUGUAGUUAAGUAGGCCAUAGCAGUGCGGUUUCUCCUGCUGUGUAAAUUAAUUUAUUUGCGUUAGAGGCAAUUCGCUGCCUUAACGCGCAAAUUUUAUUUUAAUUUUUUAGGACCUGAUUGAAAUAGAAAAAACGUUUUGGAUACUUUUUUUUCUUGUUGUAUUUUAUUUAAACAAAAAAGACAACAUUGUUUGAAACGACUGUUAUUCUUGGAUUUUAUCCCUAAUAAAUAUUAGAGUUCCAAAUAUAAUUGUUUGCAUUAAAAAGAACAUAUAAAUAUA
Boleophthalmus pectinirostris (great blue-spotted mudskipper) is the source of this 1923-nucleotide messenger RNA. It is a transcript of the gene cirsr, whose product is annotated as corepressor interacting with RBPJ, CIR1. Bases 99 to 1508 code for a protein of 469 amino acids. The transcript is spliced from 10 exons. The record is from RefSeq and is a predicted model, not a curated record. Gene Ontology annotation, biological process: negative regulation of DNA-templated transcription. Gene Ontology annotation, cellular component: nucleus. Gene Ontology annotation, molecular function: transcription corepressor activity. NCBI's taxonomy places the organism in Eukaryota, Metazoa, Chordata, Actinopteri, Gobiiformes, Gobiidae.